AAACAAUAUUGAGUACUCUAUUAAUUUGUACUAAUCAAUGUCGUGUUUCCAAAUUUUCAUAUUUAUUAAUAGUAAUUUAUUUGUUGGCAAUAGACACAAUUUUGAUAACAUCAAGAACUAGAGUACUCUAUUAAAAUCCAUUGGAAAUUCUCAUAAAGAAAAAGAGAGUGGAAGUGAACAUUAAAAAUGACAAAGUUUAGUUCAACUUAUGGGAAAAUUCUUCUUUCUGUUUUUCUUUUACUAUCAAAUAUUUCCUUUCAAGUUGCAACAUGUGGCUCUAUAGUAAAGUUUCUUCCUGGAUUUCAAGGACCCCUUCCUUUUGUGCUUGAAACCGGGUAUGUGGGAGUGGGUGAGAAGGAGGAUGUGCAAGUGUUCUACUAUUUCAUUGAAUCAGAGAAGAAUCCAAAGGAUGAUCCUCUCAUACUUUGGCUAACUGGUGGACCUGGUUGCUCUGCUUUGUCUGGUCUUAUGCUUGAAAUUGGUCCACUUGAGUUUAAAAAGGAGGAAUACAAUGGGAGCCUGCCUAAUCUGAUCUUGAAGCCACAUUCCUGGACAAAGGUGAGUAGUAUUAUAUUUGUAGAUUUGCCGGUUUCCACAGGCUUCACUUAUGCCACAACAGAAGAAUCUGGUGCUAAACGAAGCGACUGGAUAUUAGUUCACCAAACUUAUCAAUUUUUAAGGAAGUGGUUGGUUGAUCAUCCAAAGUUUCAAUCAAACGAAGUUUACAUUGCUGGUGAUUCAUACUCUGGCAUUCCUAUUCCUGUCGUUGUUCAAGAAAUUGCACAAGGAAAUGAAAAAGGGGUCCAACCAUGGAUAAAUCUCCAGGGUUACAUAUUGGGGAAUGGUGUAACAACUAGAAAGGAAAGAAACUAUGCGAUCCCAUUUGCUCAUGGAAUGGGACUCAUAUCUGAUGAACUAUAUGAGUCACUGCAAAAAAAUUGUAACGGAGACUAUGUAAAUGCAGAGACCAGAAAUGUUUUAUGUUCCAAAGAUAUCAAUUCAUUCAGUGAGCUCACAUCAGGACUUAAUACAGCACAUAUUUUAGACCCACUAUGUGAGUGGCGUGACGAUAAUGAAAAAUCUCCGAGGAGAUCUCUAAUUAAGAAUUAUUUCUCCAAGUUCCUCAAUAUAAAUCUCAAAUUGCCACCCUUAAGUUGUCGAAGUUAUUCAUAUUUCCUUAUGGGUUUCUGGGCUAAUGAUGAUAAUGUUCGCAAAGCACUACACAUACGUAAGGGAAGUAUUGGAAAAUGGCAUCGUUGCACCUACAAUAUACGUCAUAAUGCUGAUAUCCCUAACAGCUAUGAUUAUCAUGUAAAUCUCAGUAGAAAAGGCAUUCGUUCACUAAUUUACAACGGCGAUCAUGACAUGACAGUUCCAUUCUUGGCAACACAAGCAUGGAUAAGAUCUUUAAACUAUUCCAUUGUUGAUGAUUGGAGACAGUGGUAUACAGAUGACCAAGUUGCAGGAUACACAAGGACUUACUCCAAUCAGAUGACAUUUGCAACUGUGAAGGGUGGAGGACACACAGCUCCGGAGUUCCGGCCUAAAGAAUGUUUUGACAUGUUUAGUAGGUGGAUAUCUAAGAGAGCUUUGUAGAAAUAACCAAAAAAUAAUAAACUUAUCUUCUAAGUUUCAAAGAAAUAUAUAUCACUUGGCUUGGCACAUUCCAUAGGAACAUUGCCAGGUUGGUCUAUGUGUGUCUUUUACUACCACAACAACAACAAAUAUUGUAGAUUUUCUAUAGAUAAUAACAGGGAGACCAAUGUUUCAAAUGUAAAGUUGGACCAUGAAUUAAACCAUGGAAUUGUACAAGUUCUUCUUCUUCUUCUU
Molecule: messenger RNA, 1830 nt
Organism: Medicago truncatula (barrel medic)
Lineage: Eukaryota; Viridiplantae; Streptophyta; Magnoliopsida; Fabales; Fabaceae
Product: serine carboxypeptidase-like 12
Exons: 14
Coding region: 187-1596 (469 amino acids)
Biological process (GO): secondary metabolic process; proteolysis
Molecular function (GO): serine-type carboxypeptidase activity; acyltransferase activity, transferring groups other than amino-acyl groups
Source: RefSeq, a predicted model, not a curated record